Dendronephthya gigantea is the source of this 1133-nucleotide messenger RNA. RefSeq names its product palmitoyltransferase ZDHHC23-like. Gene Ontology annotation, biological process: peptidyl-L-cysteine S-palmitoylation; protein targeting to membrane. The record is from RefSeq and is a predicted model, not a curated record. Bases 73 to 1107 code for a protein of 344 amino acids. NCBI's taxonomy places the organism in Eukaryota, Metazoa, Cnidaria, Anthozoa, Malacalcyonacea, Nephtheidae. Gene Ontology annotation, cellular component: Golgi apparatus; endoplasmic reticulum. The transcript has 4 exons. Gene Ontology annotation, molecular function: protein-cysteine S-palmitoyltransferase activity.
UUUACAGAACAUCUAAUCACUAUAGUCUCAUGCAUUUUCAUACAUGAAGUUCUUCAUAGUUCAAAAAUCAAUAUGGCGGAAGAAGAUGAUCCGCUAUGCUGUUGUGAAUACUAUAAUAUUCGAGAACAAAGAACACAUCUACUGACAUUUUGCUGCGAAUGUGACGAACUUGAUAAAUCAGUUGAUGAUUGGAUCAAAGGAAAUCCUCAAAAACUUGAUAGAUUAACGACCAUAAUUGAAUCUUUCACAGACAGAUGCCGUUUUCCAUGGUUCGGCGGGGCAAAAACAUUUGAUUUUGGCAGUGCAUUCCCUCCGAUCUUUUUGCCUGUUUUAGCUUAUAUUGCAUGCUGGCAUUAUAUUUUAACUAUCGUGGUGUUCAUGGUACUUCCAGUGAUGGUUCUCUUCUGUUAUGUAUUGGCUAUUAAACUAAAAAUGAGAACAAGGCUCUUUUUGUCCCUAAGUAUAACAUCAACCAUUGGAUGUUAUGCAGUGUAUUUCUACUGUGUUGCUCCCUUUCAAACUUUUCAAUUCAAUAUCAUCCUUAUUUCAAGUGCUAUUGCAAUAUCAAAAUGUUUUCAUCAAUCAAGGCAGAAACCAACCAACAUUGAUGUAAAUUCCUUUGAAACUAAUUCCACAUUUUGCGGAGAGUGCCGUAGAAAUAUUCCUUUUAGAGGAAAGCAUUGCAGAAUAUGUAAACAAUGUGUGCUGAAGUAUGACCAUCAUUGUGUUUGGAUUGAUUCCUGUGUUGGGCAAUACAAUCUUAAAGUCUUCCUGUUAACUGUACUUCUGUAUCUGGUCAAUAUUGUUAUGGGUUGUUAUAUAACAUUAUCAUUUGUUUGUAAAUGGGACAUUGGAUUACUCCCAGAUUGUUCUCAGGCUUAUGACAGUGACAGUUCUGCUUUGGUGUUCAUAUGUUGCUGCUAUGCAUUGAUUAUUGGUGUUGGUUUGAUGGUGCUAUUAACACAACAGAUUAUCUUGAUUAGUUUUAAUGUUACAUCAUAUGAAUGGCGACACAUGCCACCCCAAACACUGUUUUGGUCCAGCCUGAAGAUAUCACCAUAUAACAAUGGAAUACUUGCAAACUGGGUUGAAUUCAUUAAAACGUAAUAUGUUCAGUAAUGGCAUUGAAAUUA